AGGGGGGGAUCGUUACAGGAGUUACACUUGUGUUGAUGAGCCAUUCUCUUCUGCUGCAGCAUUUAGUACAAUUCCCACGAAUAAACUUCUAUAUUUGUAACACUAGUGAACACCAGAGCCAGCUCUAUCAUCAUGUCUGGUGGUCCAGCGGUGAGGAUCAGCAUCGAGUCUUCCUGUGAGAAGCAGGUGCAGGAAGUGGCCCUGGAUGGGACCGAGACUUAUGUCCCUCCUCUGUCCAUGUCCCAGAACUUGGCAAAGUUGGCACAAAGAAUUGACUUCAGCCAGGGUUCUGACUCGGAGGAGGAUGUCGAGGGGGAACCCAAAGACCGAGAGUGGGGCAAGCAGGACGCAGAGGAAGAAGAAGGCACAGUGAAGUUUCAGCCAUCUCUUUGGCCCUGGGAUUCGGUGCGUAACAACCUCCGCAGUGCCCUCACAGAGAUGUGUGUACUCUAUGAUGUGCUCAGUGUGGUGAAGGAGAAGAAGUACAUGGCCUUAGACCCAGUGUCUCAGGAUCCAACAGCUGGAAAGACACCUCAGGUUUUCCAGCUGAUCAGUAAAAAAAAAUCAUUGGCCACAGCAGCACAGAUCCUUCAGAAGGGAGCAGAGAAGCUCAGUAAGUCAGUCGCAGAGAACCAGGAGAACAGGAGGCAGAGGGACUUCAACUCUGAGCUGCUGCGACUGCGCUCACAGUGGAAACUACGCAAAGUUGGAGACAAGAUCCUGGGAGACCUCAGCUACCGCAGUGCAGGCUCCCUGUUCCCCCACCAUGGCACAUUUGAAGUGAUCAAAAACACUGACAUUGAUCUGGACAAAAAAAUCCCAGAGGACUACUGCCCAUUGGACGUCCAGAUUCCCAGUGACCUGGAGGGGUCUGCUUAUAUCAAGGUGUCCAUUCAGAAACAAGCUCCCGACAUCGGGGAUCUGGGAACUGUCAGCCUCUUCAGAAGACAGAAGAGCAAAGCUGGUAUGCAGCCAUGGCAUGUGAAGCUGGAGGCGGCUCAGAAUGUGUUGCUCUGUAAGGAGAUCUUCGCCCAGCUGUCCAGGGAGGCAGUUCAGAUUAAAUCCCAGAUACCUCACAUUGUUGUGAAGAACCAGAUCAUCUCACAGCCAUUCCCAGGUCUGCAGCUGUCAAUCUCACUGUGCCACUCUACAGGAGAGAAGAAGAACAACCGGGCAUCUCCAGAGAAACCCAAACCAGAUGACCAUCUUUAUGUACUAGAACACAAUCUGCAUCAGAUGAUGAGAGAGUUUCACAAGCAGCAGCUGAGCUCCGUGGUGAUGCCACGCCCUUCUAGCGCCCCCUUUGGCCACAAACGUCUGCGCCUGGCAGGGCCACUGGCCUAUGACAAGGCAGAAAUUGCCAGUUUGCAGCAGAGUGAGGGGCUUCUGGAGAAGAUCAUCAAACAGGCCAAACACAUCUUCCUACGUAGCAGGACAGCACGGACCAUCGACAGCCUGGCCAGUCGAAUUGAAGACCCACAGAUCCAGGCUCAUUGGUCCAACAUCAAUGAUGUGUACGAGUCCAGUGUCAAGGUGCUCAUCACCUCGCAGGGCUACGAGCAGAUCUGCAAGUCCAUCCAGCUGCAGCUGAACAUCGGUGUGGAACAGAUCAGGGUGGUACACAGAGAUGGACGUGUCGUCACACUGUCACACCAGGAACAGGAGUUGCAGGACUUUCUCCUCUCACAGAUGUCGCAGCAUCAGGUGCAUGCAGUUCAGCAGCUGGCCAAGGUGAUGGGCUGGCACGUCCUGAGCUUUAGUAACCAUGUAGGUCUGGGCCCAGUAGAGAGCAUCGGAAAUGCCUCGGCGGUCACUGUUGCCUCUCCCAACGGAGAGUAUGCUAUCUCAGUACGUAAUGGCCCAGAGAGUGGGUGCAAAGUUUUGGUGCAGUUCCCUCGCAACCAGAUCAAAGAGCUUCCAAAAAGCGACGUCAUCCAAGACACCAAGUGGAGCCACCUCAGAGGGCCGUACAAAGAGGUCCACUGGAGCAAGAUGGAGGGCCGAAACUUUGUCUACAAAAUGGAGCUCCUCAUGGCAGCGUUGACUCCCUGUCCUUAGAUGAUGACUCUGCAGACUCCACCCAGGCAUAAAGUCAUGGUUUAUUUACGUGAAAAGGACAAUUUUCUUUUAUAGAUUCUCAACUUCACAUUUGAAAGAGACAACACUGUCAUUUUUUUGUUUUUUUUAAUCAACUCAUGGACUGCCAUAAACUCUUUCCGCACAAGUGUCCCCUGUCUGUUGAUAAUCUAAGGUGAGGACUGUGUAUACCUCAAACAGUUUGAUACAAAAUAAAAUCAGCAUCUCUGUGUA
Messenger RNA from Archocentrus centrarchus (flier cichlid), 2310 nucleotides. It is a transcript of the gene med17, whose product is annotated as mediator complex subunit 17. The transcript is spliced from 13 exons. NCBI's taxonomy places the organism in Eukaryota, Metazoa, Chordata, Actinopteri, Cichliformes, Cichlidae. Gene Ontology annotation, molecular function: transcription coregulator activity. Bases 133 to 2058 code for a protein of 641 amino acids. The record is from RefSeq and is a predicted model, not a curated record. Gene Ontology annotation, biological process: regulation of transcription by RNA polymerase II. Gene Ontology annotation, cellular component: mediator complex; core mediator complex.